UUCGUUUUUGUGUUGUUGGUGGACCCCUCGGCUUACUAGGGAGGGAGGGAGAGUGUAGAGUGUCCUGUGACCGCCACCGCCUGCUACGAUUUGUACCGCGCGCGUGUCCUCCGUCGGCACUCCCAAGGAGUCGUUCUGGAGUUCUGUGUGUGUUGUUUUUUUUUGGUUCUUCGGCGACUGGUCAGGACGAGCCGAAGGCUCUCGGUCCGAGGGGUGUUCCGGGGGUCGAUCUCUCGUCACACACACGUCACACACAAUACGGGCCAGGACCAGCGGCGGAGGCAGUGUGUGUUCUUCCUCCUUCACGGUGGUUCGAUGGACCUGCCGACCAGUUCAGAUCAGAUCACGGUGGACUCCCGGACGACGUGUGGUACAUGGGCCCGAACUCUUGACGGAGUGUGGUGUGCGUCGCCCGUCCCGAAACUAUUUAGUAGUUUUCAACUUUUUUUUUUCACUCGUCCUGCUACCCGACCGCCCCCCGGAUCACCCGGGAUCGGGAUUUUUUCUCGCGCGCCGGAACCUCCACAGUGAUUGUGUGUGCCCCGAAUCGGACCUUCGAUAACCGAACCGAACCUAUCGUGUGUGUGCGGCCAGGCCCAGGCUUCUAAGCCUACAUUACACCGCGCGGCACUCUGGCCACUCCGUGUGUGACGUUUAUUAAAAAAUUAGACAGUGAAGAAGACACACGCGUUGGCGCGGGAACCAAACUUCCGGAAGACUUUGGAGCACAGUCAACUUCCUGGAUUAGAGACAGCCAACUUGGCGUUUCGGAACUCUGCAGAUUCUGGAGGUACUGCCCGGGCCAGACCUUCACCUUCUGCAACCGUUGUGCAACAUCCGCGUGAUCUAACCCCAAAAUCUCUUUGCAGUUAUACAAAAUCUUUUCAGUUUUUCCCUAAAUUUCUUAAAACAAAAAAAAACGUAACUAAAAGUCGUCAACCAAAAUCGCCAUACCAAUUCGGAAUCUUUGAGAGUUAAAAAAUUGCGGUGAAAAAUUUACAAACAUCAAAUUUCUUUGAGUGAGUGUCAUACACGCGAAAACAAAAAAAAGUUCAUUGCAACAGCCACAACAACAACGCAGCGCGCAUCAACAAAUCAACAAAACAAAACCGCGUCGCGUCAGGAAACAAAAGAAGAGCCCCCCGGCGGCCGGUUCUUGGCAGCAGCAAAAAAAAGUGGGAGGAGCCUCAUCGAAGAAUGUCCCGUGCACUUUGAAAAAAAAAACACGCUCGCUCUCGCGCGCGCGAUCAAAAAUGCGUGCAAUUGACAGCCGCGAACGAUCAAGUGUGUGACAGAUAAACGUGCAGGUUCCUCGACUAUGUCGACCGCCGGAACUCCGCCUACCACCGCUGCCGUCGCCUACUGCUUGGGAUUACGUGUGCGUACGCGGCGUCGACAGUAAAAUAAAGUUUGGAUUGCUCCUCCUCGACGCUCCUCCAAAAAAAAAGUUUUGUUUGACGUGAAAACGAUAUCUUUUUUCUUGAAUCGCUCUCCGAGCGAAGCGAUCGUUUGUGCGUGUUCGUGCGUGUUACGUUUCUCGCGGGUUUGAAAGUUUUGAACAGCAACAACAAUCAACACCAACCAGGUUGAUCUUCGCGCUACGCGCUCGUGCAAAAAAAAACACCAAGUUCAGUGACUUUUUCGCAAGUGAUCGACACGCACGAACAAACCCUCUCGCGUAACAUUUCGUGCACCCACACACGCACGCUGCCCAUCCGCUCAUCGCAAGUGUCCAACAACAAACAACAGCAAACAAAAAACGAACAAAAACGAUCAAUUGUGGCGGUGCGUGUGAGUGAUCGUGCGAGGUUUUUCGGCCGUUUCUUCGUGAGUUUUGUGCCGCGGUUCGCGUUCGCGUGUGAUUUUUGAGUUUUCGGGGUUCGUGCGUGCGUGCGUGAGUGUGUGGUGACCCGCCAGCACCGACCCCCCAGCAGUGAGAAUCGAUCAAAACGAUCGAUUUAAAGUGCGUCAAAAUAGUCGGGUCGUGUCGUCGCAGUCGUGUGAUAUUGUUCUAAGUUCUGGUACAACACGCACACAGAGAAAAAAGAAAGUUUGAUCGUGCUAGGUGAUCGUGGUCCGUGGUGUGUUGUUGGUGGCGGCGCACCAAUAAACAAUAUCCCAACCCUACCAACGAAGAAGCCAAACCGCCGCCGCAGCCGCCGCCGCCCGAACCUUUAUGGAGUGCUGGACGGGUGACGCCCGCUUGGCGAGAUUUUGCGAUUAAGCAGCGUAAGCUGUCACCGACAUGGGCAGUGAGCAUUACUGCUUGAGGUGGAACAAUCAUCAAUCCAACCUGUUAGGGGUGUUUAGCCAGUUGCUGCAGGACGAGAGUCUGGUGGACGUCACGCUCGCUUGCUCAGAGGGCGCCUCCAUCCGAGCCCACAAGGUUGUUCUGUCGGCCUGCUCCUCGUACUUCCAGACGCUGUUUCUCGACCACCCGGCCCGCCACCCGAUCGUGAUCCUGAAGGACGUCCGCUUCGCCGAGCUCCGCACGCUGGUCGACUUCAUGUACAAGGGCGAGGUGAAUGUCGAGUACUGCCAGCUGUCGGCGCUGCUCAAGACGGCCGAGUCGCUGAAGGUCAAAGGUCUCGCCGAGCAGAGCACGGCCCUGGCCGAACCGAAGCGCGACCCGGACCGCCUGAGGCCGCAGAGUCACAGCAGCGCCCAGCAUGCCACAAGUCUGACCACGUCCGCCGCGUCCCCGUCGGCGGUUCCCACGUCCGGAGCCGGCGGCACCACGACACUCGGCGGUGGCAGUCCCCACCAGCAGCAGCAGCUUGGAUCGCCCACCAGCAAUGCCGCCGCCUCGAUAGUGGCCGCGGCGGCCUCCCUCGGCAUCACCGACCUGUCCACGACGCCGAUGGGCAAGUCCCGCGGCGGGUUGGAUCCGGACGGGAGAAGUCCGUCGCCGAGCCGGCUCGAUCCACCGUCGCCCACCCCUCUAGCGUUGUACCCUCCCCUUAGGAAAAGUCGUGACCAUCACCCGACCGGUUCGUCGGUAUCCUCGUCGGCAACUACUACCAUCACAACGGCAGCAGCAACAACUGCGGAACGGUCCUCGGAAGAGCGGGACCUCGAACACCAGCACCACCUACACCUGCAGCAGCAAAGCAGACCCCAGUCGAACAGUGGCAACGCCUUCAGCAGUACCCUCAACAGCCUCAGCAGUACCGUGGAAAGACUCAACAACAGCAACAACAACGCGGGAAUGUCCUCCUCGUCUUCGGCGCUCAACGAUAGCGGGAAUCUCCGGCUACGGCAACGCCGAAACGACGACGACGACGACGAUGAUGACGACGAUGACGAGGACAUGGAGGAAAACGGCGAGCAAGCCGGGAUCAGCCUGAACAGCAAGCAGGACGCACUGUUGCAACACUGCCAUCGGGGAGACGACGACGGACGGCGCAGCAGUACCAACAACAACAACAACAACUCCGACGACGACUACGAGCCGCCGAUCAAGAUCAAGAGUGAAGUCGAAUUCUCCCCCCUCUCAGGACUGAACAUGACGAUCAACUCGCCCGCGUGCCUAGCCAACUCGACGACCACGAGCGGUCUGGUGAACUCGUCCGCCCUCGGCGACCUGAGGCCUUCGUCGCGUGACAGCGGCGGCCGCGGUGGCGGAACUCCUGUGGCGUGCAGCUCAACAACGCUCGCCACGGGCGGCAACGGCGGCACUCCUCUCGCGCUGGAUCGCAGCUCGCCGCGGUCGCAACGGGAUCGCAACGAGCGCAGCACGUUCGGCAGCGGUGGCAUCCCGAGCCCCCUGUCGGAACCCAUCGCGGGACCGUCCGGAAUGGGGCCCGUGCAGCAGGUUCCUCUGUCCCUCAAGAAGGAGAUCGACUGGGACCGGGGGGACGACAAGUCGUCCGGUGACAGCUCGCUGGACUUUCGACACCCGCACGACUCGGAAGCAUCAGAACCGCAUGCCGCGAGCGGUAGUCUUGGUUCCGGCAGUGGUGGCAUGCUCGGCGGCGGCCUCUGUCCCGGUGGGGGCAGUGGUCACCUCGGGGUGCCAUCGCCGCUGGGUGGCGUCGUCGUCAAUAGUGGUGACCGCGGCGGUGGUGGUGUUGGUGUCGAUCCCGGUGGUCCGAUCUAUCCGUGCAUGUACUGCGGGGCGACCUUUCCGCACCAGAGCAAACUGACCCGGCACAUCCUGUCGCACUCGCUGGAGACGCUCAAGUACCGGGAGACGGCCCACCUGAUCCAUCCGUCGCAUCUGGCCCUGCUGCAGCAGCAACACCACGAGCUGACCCAACAGGCCCAGCACCAGCAGGCGGCCCAGGCAGCGGCAGCAGCGGCGGCCGCCUCCCUAAUGCCCGGUUCUCCGUCGCCAUCGGCACUCAGCUCGCCGCACAACCCGUUCGGCGGGGGUGGCCCCGGGUCCGGAUCCGGUGGACAUCACCGCAGUGGCGGGCCCGGCCCGCUCGACCAGAUCCUGGAACCGCCAGAUGGCGCCCCGUCGCCGAUGGAGCUGGAGUUUGCCGCCGCCGUGGCCGCUGCUGCCGCGUCCGGGAAUGCCGGCGGUGUCCUCGGGGGUCCCGGCUCGGACCAGGGCAACGUGGUGCUGUGUAAGUUCUGCGGCAAGAGCUUCCCGGACGUGUCGUCGCUGAUCACGCACCUGCCCGUGCACACCGGUGACCGGCCGUUCAAGUGCGAGUUCUGCGGCAAGGCGUUCAAGCUGCGGCACCACAUGAAGGACCACUGUCGGGUGCACACAGGCGAGCGGCCGUUCCGGUGCGGCAUGUGCGGCAAGACGUUCUCCCGCUCGACGAUCCUGAAGGCGCACGAGAAGACGCACUACCCGAAGUACGUGCGCAAGUUCCUGUCGCCGUCGCCGAUCGACGGGAAGGACGACGCCUCGCCCCAAUAGUGCGACGAUCUGCACCUGCUGAACUUCCUCCUGCUCUACAACCUGCAGCACCAUUGUGAUAUGUACGGCUUCACCUGAACCUCCUGAACCGCCCCCCCUCCCCAAACCUUUCAACAAAGAUGAUGAAGAAGAAGAAGAUGAUGAUACUACCAGCAGGAUAGCAGCAGAAGCGCAGUCGAUCAACAACAGGAACGACCCCCUUUGAAAAAAAACACACAAAACAGGAGGAGCCACCGUACACUAAGAUAUGUUAAAGAAAAACUCUAAACUUACACAAAACAAACAAACUUGUAAACAACUACCAUUUACAACGGGACAACAAGAGAAGCUAUUACAAAACUAACCAGCAUCCCCUAGAAAUUCCCCCCCUCCCACAAAAAAAGAAAAAGAAGAAAAAAGACCCCGAUCAAAAUAUACUAUUACUAAAAAAAACUUAGGAUGAACCACGCGCGAGUAAUGAAGCAAUAUCUAAACAAGAGUAAUUUUUAUACUAUGAAUAACACACUUUGAGGAAACAAACCCCCGUCAAAACAGGUUAAAAAGCACCUCCCCGCGUUUUGGACUAAUGACCCCAACUUCCCCUCCCUUUCACCCACACACAACCACGAUAUGUAAUUAAUAUUGGUGCUAUUUAUACCAAUAACAACAAACACAAACAAACAGACAGACAGACAGACGAAAUAAACAAACAAUACAGUUCUUAAAAAAAUAGGGUUAAAUAGCGCGCACGUGUGUUAACACACGCGUGAUAUUUCCUCACUCAAUUUUCCCCCUCCUACUUUUACUUUUUUGACGAUCAAAUUUCAAAACUUCACACCAGGUUUUGUGCGUGAUUUUAAUGGUGGUGGGGUAGUGGAAAGCGAUUAAGGUGAGGAACCAAGCUGCUCCACCGAACGAAAAGUGUUUCUUUACGAUCAAAGGAGGCGCAUGGUCUUUUUUCUUAAACAGGGUUUGUUUUGUUACCUUUCGUUACAAUCAACAGCGGUAAUUUCUCUUUUACGGUCUUUAUAAAAUAUUAGUAACCUUUCCAAAUAUGCCAAAUUUUGUAAGGUUUGUUGAGUUUUUAAGCUUAGAUAGCUGAUAUUAUUGUUUACAGCAAUAAAGCUUAUUUUUCUGAGUUCAAUGACCCUUUGUACGACCACAAAGAGUUUAAAAUGGAUUUUUAAAUCAAUUUUGAAAAAUUAACGUCGCGGUCCUUCUUGACAGAAAAGGUCCUACUUGACAGCUCUUUCCAAGGCGAUCAUAGUUGAUCCAUCGAAAAAAUGUUGUCUCGUCAACUUUUUUUUUGCAUUAAAAUAAAAAAAGUGAUCAGAAAAGAAAGAAUUGCGAUAGAAAAUACCUCUCGUUGCCCACCAACACAAAUUUGUGUUCAUCCGUUCAUUGAUACUGUUCGUCCCUUUCAGUAAGAAAAUUACCAUUUCUUUUUCGUCAAACCUUGAUAAACAAUACAGUAAAGGCGCAUAUUUGACAUGUCAAAGGUUUUGAGUUCGAUGAUUCACAUGAUUUUUCAUUAUCGGCUUUUUUUCAAAUUUAAUUAAAAUUUAAGUUGUUUAAAAAUAGGGUGUUUUUUAACAAAUUUGCACAAUCAGUCUUUAGAUCUGCUGUGUUUUUUUGCCAAUUUUUCCAUUUUUCAAAUACAGAGGAAUGUAAAAUAAUAUAAAUGUAUUUUAAAAAAAUCGGCUUAUUUUCAUGCAGAUUUAGUCAAUACCGAACCAACCAAGAAAUGUGAUUUCAAAUCUGUUUUAAAUGAAAGUCGCUCCAAAGAAAAUUCUGCACCUUCAACUGGAGUGACAUUCAAAAGCGGAAGUUUUCUUUUUUUGCGCGAUGAAAAACACGGAUUAAGCACGAAUAUAACGGCUUACAAGUCUCAAAAGUUUGUUAACUGUAAUACCGAAGACGUUGCUAGAUUCGAUUGGAUUAAUUUUCAUUGUUUGCUCAAAGAAAAGCAUCUAAAAUCGUAAACGGACUGCAUUUUAGGAUACUUAAUCGAAAAUGUGUACAACGCACAGAUAAAAAUUAAAAUUUCAGACGGGAUUCAACAACAUAAGCAUUUUUUUUUUGAAGAAUUUUAGUUGCCUUAGGUAUACUGCGGAGAUUUUCCCUUAUCGCCUUAAAAAGUGGAGGGUCAACACAUCCCGUCUUCCAAAACUUCCUUGUCCACGGUGAAAAAAAACUAGGCAACAUGGGCUUAGACAAUCGUCACAUCAGAUGGCGAAAUCCAAUCUGCAAUCCGCUAAAAUUGCCGAAGCAAAGUAGAUGUGGAAUAUUUUGAUUAAUUUUAAUUGGUGUUGAUAGCAAUUAAAUUGAUAUUUAAUUCAUACGUAUUUAAUUAAACGUCUGUAAACAUAGGGGAAGUAACAUUUAUUUGUGAUUUUUUCACAUGAAACAUAAAAAUUUACUUUUCUUUUGGUCCUUCUGACGUAAUCUGUUCACUUAAAAUGUGAAAUAUGACAAAAAAUUACUAAGAUUUUAAUUCGUGCUCACAAACAAAAAAUAUGGUUAAAUUUCUGUCACUGUAAUAAUAAUAAGGUUAACGAAACAUUUUUAAUGAUAAAGAUUUUUAAAAAACCUUUAAUAUACUUUACCAUUUUGAAAAAUAUAAUAACAGUUUGGCAUCCUUUUGUAAUGUUUUCAGCUCAUAACUAUUUUUUAAACGUUUAUUAAAGCUGGAUUUCGUCAAUUGAUUUGAAAUUUUAUUCCGGUUUGAACAGCUUCAAAUCUGACAACCCUAUAAUGAAUAUUCGCCUCUUUACAGAAUUAUUUAAAACUUGUUAAAGCUGAGCGUUGCAAAUUUUGGUAAAACUCUAACAUUCAUAACCGUAUUGUUCGUAACAUUUUUCUAAUUAAUAAUUAAUUUUGUAAGUCUGGCAACCCUGUCGUGAGGUAUCUCAAGUUCAUCAAAAUUAAUAGAUUUUUUUUUUAGUCCAGACGUUGCAAGUUUUUAUUGAGAUGGCAUCUGAACAUUUUCAAAUAUUCGUAAUUUGACCUUCUGACAAUUUGCAACACUACUUUUAGAUGGAUUCACAUUUUAAAGAGUUUCAAUUUUUAAUUUUUUAGGAAAAACAUGAUGAAAAUAUCAAUCAAAUCAAUUCACAUAAAUGCAUGAAAUAGUUUUACUAGCUAAAUUUAAACGCCAAUAUGCUUCUCAAAAAAGUAGGAUACGCUCCUCUGAACAAACGAUGUGACCAUUCGUUUUAAGGUAACUUGUUUUAAAGAUUAAAAUUUUUAAUUUAAUUUAAAAUGUUAAAUUAUAAUUCCAUUUACAACCCCACCAUCAAAUCGCGCAUAAAAGUUAAUCUCCCCUAAACCAAGAAAAUACACACACACAUACACACAAUUAAUUGAGAAAAGACAUCUGUGAUCUUAUUGAAUAUUAAUUAAUUGAGUUAGUUACUAUUAAUAAUGUUCCCCCCUCUCAAACAGCAACGACCCCCCAACUCCCCCACUCCCCUUUAACAAUGUGUAUGAGCGCGUUAGAGAUAGAGAGAAGCAAAUCAACAAAACUAUGCUUCUUGGGAGGAGUUAGUUUUGCAAGAAAAUAAUUUCUUAUUUUUGUUAAGAAAUUUUGCUCUACGGGGUAAACCUAUCCUCCUAAAAGUGUGACAAUUGUACAGAAAUGGCACCACAAAUCAAAACAACCGUUUAUUUUUCCCCCCUCUUCUUUGUUAUCAAAACUUAAGUGCAGAUAUUUUUUUUCACAUAUAAACAGAUCAUUUUACACACAACCUUUUCACAGACAAACAGACCGACACCAACUCACUCACACAAAACAAAAGGCAAGACGCGUGCAGGAGGAGCGAAAAAACAAAUGGGUGAAGAAGAAGAAGACGACAAAGUCGAAGACGGCGAGAAGAGAAGCAUUACGUUCCUUAUUAUCUUUAAUGAAGUUUAGUUCUUAGCGGGUAAAUUACCAAUAUAAUUAGUAAGUGUGACAGACAUUUUUUUUUGUUUCCUUGGAGGGUUCGAAAUGGGGCGAUUCGACAAAUUAAAAGUGGUUCUUUUAAAACAGCAGAAAAAAAAUACGAAGAAGUGAAAAAAGUAGAAAUUUAGUCGAAAUUAACUCUAGUUGCAUAUCAUGAGAAGAGAAAUCACACACAAACCUCACAAAAACACACAAAACCACACACUCACACCACUGUCUUUUAGGCCCCUCCCCGAUUAGUUUUAAAAAGUCUAAUUUUAAUUCGAAAGCGAAAAAUUAGUUGUUAGACGCAACACAAACGCAAACACCCUCAAAAGGUGGAGGAGAUGAUCAAAAUUUUACUGUUUCGGCCCACCCUAUUUAAAGUUAAAAAAAAAAACAAAAUUUCGUAACGUAAACCAAAGUUCAAAAUUUAUUGUUUCGGCAUAAGAAUGAAAGCAAACGUGUUGUGAUAAACUAGUUCAAAUUUACGUUGUUAAGUUAGGCAAAAAUUAACGGAAAAAAAUUCUCCUUUUUCUCUAGUAUUUGUUGAGUAAGAUUAGUUAACGUUAAAAAAAUCCCCUUCAAAAUUGGCGACUUUUGGCGACAUUUCUAAAAAGAACAUCAAAGCAAAGGGAACAAAAACACUGAAAAGAAAGUCGGAUGGAAAUCGAAAAUCUACAUUUUUUUGCGUAACCAUUGGCUGUGAUUGAAAUGAACAAUUUAUGUUUUUAACCUGAGUAAAUUAACCCCACACACACACAUACGCACGCACGAAAGUGAAAAAAAAAUCUAGAAUAUUAAGUAACUUAAUUAUUUAAACAAAACAUUGGCCAACGCACUCGUUUCGAACGGAUCUCAAAAUUUUGCAACUGCAAAUAGUCACACUCAAAAUCAAAACAAAUUAUUAGGCGUUAUAUUUUUUUCAAAAUUUUACAACAAACUUUUAGGCUUAAAAAAACCAGUCAAAAUUUAAAGCGGAAGCCAUAAUUGAGUUAUUUAAUAUGUUAAGCAAAUUUACACCUAAUGAGACUUUCCUUUUUGGUGUUCAUUUUUUCGGUAAAAAGAAAAGAUUUUUAGUCAAGUUAAAAAAAACAACGCAACGCGUUUUUCUCCUCCACUUUAAUGUUAAGGUCACCCUAAAAAAAACUAACAACAACACGCGACCCGAGGUUGACACGUGUCAAAAUUCUCAAUUUUGGUUCCGAAUCGAACAAAAUUUCCAAAAAAACAAAGCAAACAUUCCAUUUCUCACGAGUUCACACUCACACUAUCGCACACGUCUUAUUUGCACCUUCACUCACACAAACAAACACGUUUAGAGUAGAACACAAAUUGCUUGCUUUUUUCGCACACAAACAAAACUUCACCUUCACAAGAUGGCACACUAGAGAGCGAGAGCGAAGAGAAACGAGAGAGAGUUACAAAACGGUGCAAACACAAACCACAAUUUGAUUACCAUUUUUACGAAAAACAAAGUUCCACAGAAGAAAAAAGAGCGAAAAAGAUGGCAACACUGCGCAGCUUGGUUGUGUGCGUGCGCUCUCGUUGAGAGCGCCCGCGCACGCUCACUAAUACAAGCAAGCGCGCGCAGCGUCUGCGACGCGCGGCAAAUAUUUCUAAAAUAUUUUGUUUUUACCAUAGCUGAAAGUUCCUUUUUGUUAAUUCUGUUGUUUAGUAUAAUUUUUAACCUUAAAUUAUUAUUUUUUGUUUUGAAUUUUAUUGUGUGUGUGCGCGCACGCGCAAAAUGCGAAAAAAGGGCAGCCUACUACGAUUAGUUUGUUUCUUUCUUCGGGCAGAUGCGAAGCGACGCGAAACGUCAAACUCACACAGAUACAAACAACAACAAAACACACACACAGACAUGCAAAACCCCCCUCAAACAAAUCCACGCAGAUAGAGAGAGGCGUCGCCGACUUUGAUGGAGGCGCGUCACGCGAAUGCAAAACAAAACAAAAAGUAAACAAAAUAUAUUUAUUUUUCAUAUAUUUACAACAAUAAUUUCUGCAAGUAAUAGAACCGAAUGUUAAGGGAGCGAGAGAGAAACCAAGAAAAACAGAAAAAUACACAGCAAAAAAAAACAGUAGUUGAAAGUUAAAAAUAAAGCAAGCAAACAAUAGGUUAGACCGAGUGAGGUAAACAGAAUGAAGCAAAUAGAAGCAGACUUACACAAAACACACACACACAACUAUACAUAUUGCAUAAAGGAGUAAACAAAAACAUAAACAAAGCGCGAUGCGGAAGAAAAAGAAACAUAUUGUAGUAAACAAGAAAAUUGAGAAUUUUGUUCAUUUUGAACCAAUAAUAAACAGACGCGCGCGCGCGUGACAGCUGUCAAACUUUGACAGAAAAGGCGCGAGGCGAAACUUCUGGAACGUGAACAAACUCGUGUAUGUAGCGACGGGCGCGAUAUGUAAGGUAAUAUUAUUGCAGUAAAAAUCAAUUAUUAAUAUACUAAUUCUAUAUUAUAUAUAUACAUAUACUUAGAAAAUAUUUUAGUACUAUUACAAUACUAGGCAGUAAGUGCAAGGUAAGAAACAAAAGCAUAGCAAUAAUUAUCACUUAAAAUAUCUUGCAAAAGCAGAAGGUAAAACAGUAGGAUUCAUUGAUAAGAGCAUAGAUCGUAUUUAUAUGAGAAAAAAAUACCUUUUAUAUGGAAGAUGAAGAAAAAACCCAGAAAAAAGUAAAACAUAUAUCAACCAACACGAACACUCUUACACACACAAUAGAAAGUGGAGCUCGCACGCAAACAUAGCAAGCGUGGCCUCCUUGGAUGCGCGCACCUCUUCACUCUUACACACACUAAUACACACACCACGUUAUUGGCUUUCACCAACACACAUUUGAACGUACUAAUGGAAAACCAAAAUGUAACAUUUGAGGUAAAAUAUCGCAAAAAUUAUGAUAUUUUUAUAUUGAAAAACAUCUUUAAAAACCCAAAAUCCCUCUCACUCACACGCAAGCAAAAAAAUCCGAAUCGCUCGAAAAGUGUGUGCGUGAGUGCGAUUCACCACACACAAACAAACAAAUAUGACUGAAAUCGAAACCUUCUGGCGAACACAAACACAUAAACACGAUUUUUAAACGGCACCCUCACACACACACUGACACGUUCUGGAAAAAGGCGUGCGCCGCACGCGGCGCAAGUUUUCGAUUUUUAGUCAAUUUGUAGCUUAGAGUGCCUCUAAAAUGAAAGUAUAUUAAAGUAAACAAAAAAGAAAAAAAACAGUUGAUAUAAUUUUUCGAAAACUUCAACACAGUGAAAAUAUUAGCGCGUAAGAGGAAGAAAAAAAUAACUUUAAAAACAAAAAUCAUUCAACACACCCACACACCCACAUGCACACGCAGGCAGAUCGAAGUUGCACGCAAGCAGAGACAACUUGCUUACAAGAAGGUGAGAAAAACCCGCUCAUAUUUAGAACAUGCACAGACACACAGAAAUUAAGAGAGAGAAAGUGAGAGAGUUGCUCUCACGCAGGAUCCGCUUUGUUUGAGAGCGUAAACAAGUAAACAAAGAAAAAAAAAUCACGUAAGUCGCUUAUCUAAGUUGGUUAAAUUCUUGUAAGAGAGAAAGGAUACACAAUAAUCUGUGAUUUUGAUAAUAAACAAACAGAGGAGACAAAAUGUUUGGAUAAAUUUUUAGGAGAUGCGGACGAAACGUUAAAAUUCAAAAUUUAACCCCCCCGUACUGAGUAAACAAACACAAGAAAAGCAAAACAAUUGGCUGUAAACGACAACAUUUUGGAACUGAGCUUUUUUUCGGCAUUUAUCAUUUCGGCAAACGGUACUAGUCAAAAUUCAAAAUUAUAUACCAAAAUUAUAGCUUUAUUGUUAUCUUUGAUCGAAAACAACUCGUAGCGUUAUACCUUUUCGGUUCAAUUGUUUUCCCGUUUUCGGCAUAAAAUGUAAGAAAAAAUACAUACUAAAAGUUAUAAGAGAAGAGGAAAAAUCUAGAUAUAAUAAACUGUCAAAAUUAGUUGAAAACUCUACGUUUAGAGCGAGCAAAAAAAGCUAACAUAACUAGAAUCCAUUAUCAGUAAACAAAAAAAAAACAACAACUUAGUUCGAUUUUGGAUGGCGUACUUCUUAAGUGUAAACAUUUUUCGAGAUAAACAAAACAAAA
This is a messenger RNA of Culex pipiens pallens (northern house mosquito), 12897 nucleotides long. It is a transcript of the gene mamo, whose product is annotated as longitudinals lacking protein, isoforms A/B/D/L. Gene Ontology annotation, molecular function: protein binding. Gene Ontology annotation, biological process: regulation of transcription by RNA polymerase II. Gene Ontology annotation, cellular component: nucleus. Bases 2246 to 4873 code for a protein of 875 amino acids. NCBI's taxonomy places the organism in Eukaryota, Metazoa, Arthropoda, Insecta, Diptera, Culicidae. The transcript has 8 exons. The record is from RefSeq and is a predicted model, not a curated record.